Messenger RNA from Mus pahari (shrew mouse), 515 nucleotides. It is a transcript of the gene S100a11, whose product is annotated as S100 calcium binding protein A11. The coding region runs from base 82 to 378 and encodes 98 amino acids. NCBI's taxonomy places the organism in Eukaryota, Metazoa, Chordata, Mammalia, Rodentia, Muridae. The transcript is spliced from 3 exons. The record is from RefSeq and is a predicted model, not a curated record. Gene Ontology annotation, molecular function: calcium ion binding; calcium-dependent protein binding. Gene Ontology annotation, biological process: regulation of cell population proliferation. Gene Ontology annotation, cellular component: cytoplasm.
ACCCGGACCCCGGCCGCCACUCCUGUCCCUGCCACCAUCAGCCGCAGUCGCAGCCGGACCUCGCUCCUCAACUUGGCAAAAAUGCCUACAGAGACUGAGAGAUGCAUCGAAUCCCUGAUUGCUGUUUUCCAAAAGUACAGCGGGAAGGAUGGAAACAACACUCACCUCUCCAAAACUGAAUUCCUUUCCUUCAUGAACACAGAGCUGGCUGCCUUCACAAAGAACCAGAAGGACCCCGGUGUCCUUGACCGCAUGAUGAAGAAGCUGGACAUCGACUGUGAUGGGCAGCUAGAUUUCCAAGAGUUUCUCAACCUUAUUGGCGGCUUAGCUGUAGCAUGCCAUGAUUCCUUCCUCAGAUCUUCCCAGAAGCGAAUCUAAUCCUCUCAGUUCCCUUCCAACCACCAAGUCAUCACUUUCCCCGACCCCAUCCACACCUGCACUGAGCCCAGCACACCUACCACAACAUGCAUCCCACGCCUGCUGGCGAAAAUAAAACAAUGCCAUCUUUUUAAAAA